Fibroporia radiculosa is the source of this 3747-nucleotide messenger RNA. RefSeq lists its product as uncharacterized. The record is from RefSeq and is a predicted model, not a curated record. Gene Ontology annotation, molecular function: mRNA binding. NCBI's taxonomy places the organism in Eukaryota, Fungi, Basidiomycota, Agaricomycetes, Polyporales, Fibroporiaceae. The coding region runs from base 1 to 3747 and encodes 1248 amino acids. Gene Ontology annotation, biological process: mRNA processing. The transcript is spliced from 10 exons. Gene Ontology annotation, cellular component: exon-exon junction complex.
AUGUACAACGUCCCACUGUCCAUAUUGUGGCCGAGCAACGUGUGGAAGUUCUUCCGGGAACUGUAUCCUUCGAAACCUCAGUGGUCCGCAGAUGACAUUCCUGAUAUGACAGGAAAAGUUGUGAUCGUGACAGGUGCAAACGCGGGUCUUGGCCUUGAAUCGGUGGUCGCCCUUGCCGCGCGCGGUGCCAAAGUUUAUGCCACCGCCCGUUCACAAGAGAAGGGUGCCACGGCACUCAACCGUAUCAACGCCCGUUUGUCGAAUAUGUCACAAUCCACGCGCGGCGAGGUUCACUUUUUGUGUCUGGAGUUAAACGACUUGAAUAGCGUCAAGGCUGCCGUAGAGGAAUUCCUCAGCAAAGAGAGCCGGCUCCAUAUUCUACUAAAUAACGCUGGAAUAAUGUUGCCCAAGGAAGACAAGCCCAUCAAUGGCAUCGAUCUACAAUUUGCUACAAAUGUGCUGGGACCAUUUGCAUUCACUCGCCUUCUCUUGCCCACUCUACUUCUAACAGCUAAACAAUCAGAAGAGGGGACAGUGAGGAUUGUCCACUUGGCCUCCAUUGCCCACAUGGCUGCUCCUCCAGGCGGUAUCAGAUUUGACGCAAUGUCUGAAGGGAAGAUUUUCCAUCGUUACGCACAGUCGAAAAUGGGGAAUAUUGUGUUUGCCAACGAAGUGGCUCGUCGAUAUACAGACUCCGGCGAGUAUCUGAACAUCGCUUUCAAGGGAGGAACCCGACUAAUUGGAGCGUAUCAAGGCCUCAUUUCCGUGUCAAUUAGUCCGGGAAACGUCAGCACAAACCUGUGGAGGCAUCAGACAUCUUUCUUCACUUGGAACACGGCCGUGUCGAAGCAUCCCCCCGCUAAGGGUGUAUUGACACAGCUUUACGCUGCGACAUCGCCAGAGGUGACGAGGGAGGAUGCAGGAAUAUAUUUUGCGCCAUUUGGGAAGAGAAGCACCCCAUUCAGAACUGAGGUGGAUGAUCCAGCUCUCGGCAUGGCGCUUUGGGAUUGGUGCGAAGGUCAGAUGAAGAAACAAGCUCAUUCACCUCCGGUAUACUCCCCCCUUGCCUUCUCCUCAUAUCCGGCUCAUUCAAUCAUGGUCGCACCCGCAUCGUCAAUAGUAUCGAAGUCUACCAACACUGUCGGCAAAUCUCUGUCGAAUUCACACGCAAGAAAAACACGUCCUGCGAGGCGAAGAGGGAGGGCAGCUCUCGGUGUGGAGAGCGAUGAAGAAAUUGAGCGUGAGGUGACCUCUGAUGACAACUCGGAUGACGAUCGGUCUUCAGUUGAAUCCGAGUCCGAGUCCGAGUCCGAAUCGUUCUCGGAUGAUGCUCGCGUCAAUGGUCGCUCUGAGGUGGUCACCCCCAGCACGACGCAAAGUCCCCCACCUCAGAUUAAUGGUCAUGUUCCUCUCAAGAACGGAAUGCAGUCCAAACCUAUCAACUCUGGUCCCUUUGCAGCAGCGACAGACUGGGCAGAUAUGGUGACGGCUGAGCACGCAAAUGGCGCAGAGGAGCUCCCCGUCAUCGAUUUUGCUGAUCUUGAUCAACACGGGAUAGACCAGCCCAUCAUUGCUGGUCCUCAUCUCCGCAAGACGCAUAGGCAGGGGAAGAGGUCUCUUGCAAAUCGUUCUAGUUCUGCGCCGCCAACGUCGCCACCCCAGCGAGAUGACGGUCUUGUUGACGCACACGAAGAUGGAGAGCCAGAGCCAGUGGCGUCCACGUCUGACCACCUGGGAGGGGUACAUCUGUCGAGUCGUGUCCGCAGCCAGUCCGCUCGUCAGGCCUACCAGCAACGGUUGGAAACAGAUCCUUCCUUUGUCCCAAAGGUCGGUGAGUUCUGGGGACAUGAUGACCGUCUGUUGGACAAGGAUCUUCGCAGUCUCAGUGGUUGGUGGAGGGGGCGUUGGCAGACACGCGGUCGAGGACGAGGGGCGUUUGUUAUGCGGGGACGGGCCAGCCGGGGAUUUUACGGUGGUCGUGCGGGCCCUUAUGGGCCAAUCAAAAGUGGGGAUGACGAAGUGGAUCUGUCCAUCCCCGACGCAGAGAUUCCGCCUGUCGAGAAGACAUGGACGCACGAUGGCUUCGAAGAGAUGAAACGACGGGACGAGAAGCGUCGCGAAGUGCUGCAGCAGCGGGCACAAGAACAAGAUGGAUCCCAGCAGCAUGUUCGGUUUGGCCCGCAGCGAGGCUUUGCUCCCCGUGGAAGAGGUGGUUUUUUUGUACCUCGAGGUCGCGGUGGUUUCGUUCGCGGCGGAUCACCAAUAGGCGCUCGUGCCUCUCCCAUUGCUCAUGCCGCAGCAGGUCGCCCUUGGUUUGCUAUGAAACCCGAACGUAUGUGGACAAAACAGCACGAAGGAUUUCUGUACUUUGAUCCUGCAUUAAAACCCCGUCCGGGCCAAGGCCCGGGCUUCCGCGUGAAGUUACCAGGCAGCGGCGAUCAUAUUAUCCGGGGACCUCCUCGUUCGUAUCCGCCGUCGAAGGUGGCCUUCCCUGUUGCUGGUGGUGGAUCACAGGAUGGUAGUGGUGGGCACUUUGUUGUUCGUAUCCCUCGUCCUGGCAAGGAGAAGGUAUCGGAGGACUCUAACGAGAUUUACCCGCAAAAUUCUCUCGAGGCGGAACCUGCCACUACAAUGGCCGAGCUGUCAAUAGAAGAAGUUUUCACCGUUCGCCCAAAUCUCGUUCCGAACAGAAGGGUCGACAUUCCUAUGCUUAUGCCACCACCGAUUGUCAACGUUGUUUCGCAUGCAGAGUCGUCUGGAGUACCUUCAUCGCCUGCCAGCAUACCGAUGUCUCAGGCGUCAACUCCUACCUCAAGUCUAAGGAAAGCGGAGUCGAACUCCCGACAACAUCAGCGCGACCAGAUGGAGCUUGAAUCUCCACUAGUCCAGCCAACCAGUUCGUCCCCCAGCGCUCUCUUGAAGGAAACUGUACUGCGCCGCCCUUCAUUGUCAGCCGAAGUUCCCACAUCACCUGUUGUCCCAACAGAAGAAUCGUCACGGCCUCCCCCUCCCACACUGCCUCCAUUGCAGACGUCUUUUUCACCCGUUCCACAAACCUCACCGCCGUACGGUUCUCCGUAUGCUUUUGGGCCCCCGGUUCCUCCUAACAUGGGCAUGCACCAACACGGCAUGUCAUAUGAGCUCGCCGCUGGCCGUCCUUAUUACUUCCAUCAACAAACACCUCCGCCUAUGUUUACCCCUCGCCCCAUGAUGCAUCCACACGUACACCACCACACUGUCAAUGCACCGUACAUACCUCCACACAUGUUUCCCCAUUCGACCGCAUCCCAGGACUUCCUCCCUCAUUCACACACACCACCUCUGGGUUCGUUCUACGAUCCAACAACGGGUGCUCCUAUUUUCGCACCUGCACGUCAGAGCAGUCGUAUUGAGAUCCGUGCGCCAACGGAGGUUGGUGAGAGCAAGAAGUCGACCUCUCGUCCCUCCGGGCUUCGAGUUUCGAUGUCAAGUACAGAGAGCUACCCCGCGCCUGAAGAUCAGCAACCCUCAUUGGAGGUGUCCCAGGACAGUGAAGAGGCGACAGCCACGAGCGAAGCACCACUAUCUGAGCAACCACAGACGCAAGUAUUGGAAGCACCUAUGCCCUAUCCACCUUACCAGCAGCAGUACUUUUAUCCUGAGACUUACGCUUAUCAGCCUUACAUGGAUAUGUCGCCGCAGGUGAUGCAUUACGAGAUGUACUCCGCCGACCAUCGCCCUGCUCCUCCACCUAUGAUUUUCUAUUAA